Molecule: messenger RNA, 411 nt
Organism: Ustilaginoidea virens
Lineage: Eukaryota; Fungi; Ascomycota; Sordariomycetes; Hypocreales; Clavicipitaceae
Exons: 3
Coding region: 1-411 (136 amino acids)
Biological process (GO): microtubule-based movement
Cellular component (GO): cytoplasm; cytoplasmic dynein complex
Molecular function (GO): dynein intermediate chain binding
Source: RefSeq, a predicted model, not a curated record
AUGACUGACUCUCCAGGGUCGAACAGCUACGACGCUCUCGAGGAAAAGCUCGGUCGCCUGGCCAAAAAACCAGGCGUCCGAGCCAGCAUCAUUCUCGACAGGAUAAGCGGAGCAGUUUUGAAAACCAACGGCGACUUGUCGGCGCUUUGCACUGCAAAAGCUCGCGAUGCCGCAACAGCCGCGUCAUUCUCCAACGAAGCUCCGAUUGCCGAGGCGAGCGAAUCCAAAGGGGUGCAGGACUUUUCCGCCUUGAUAUGGACCUAUGUCAACAUGUCGGGUCAUUUGGUGCAAGAGGCGGAUAAGGAGGAUGAACUGCGUCUGCUACGAUUGCGAACGAAGAAGCACGAGAUUGUCAUCGUGCCUGACGCAAAAUACAUUCUUACUGUGGUGCACGAUACGCCACCAGCUUAG